Messenger RNA from Poeciliopsis prolifica (blackstripe livebearer), 954 nucleotides. It is a transcript of the gene phlda2, whose product is annotated as pleckstrin homology-like domain, family A, member 2. Gene Ontology annotation, biological process: positive regulation of apoptotic process. Gene Ontology annotation, molecular function: phosphatidylinositol phosphate binding. The record is from RefSeq and is a predicted model, not a curated record. Lineage: Eukaryota; Metazoa; Chordata; Actinopteri; Cyprinodontiformes; Poeciliidae. The coding region runs from base 170 to 571 and encodes 133 amino acids. The transcript has 2 exons.
GGGGAGCCUCUUUCAUUCACGGCCACAUUCUGGAUUACUACAACAUCUGCAGAGGAGCUCCUUCUUCGGAGUCUUCGGACGGAAACGCAGAGGAGGAGUGCGCCCACUAAACCCUCGCCAUCCUUUUCUGUUUUUUUUGACAAAAAAGAAAAACAAAGUAAGAAGAAGAAUGAAAAUGCCAGCGGAGGAAAUCCUCAAGGAGGGAGACCUAGAGAAGAGGAGCGACAGCUUCCUCCAGUUCUGGAAGAAAAAGACGUGCGUCCUGACCAGGGACAGUCUCAACAUUUACGCGGACGUAAAGCGCUCCAAGGUCAAGGAGCUCAAGCUGCAGUCCAUCAAGAAGGUGGACUGCGUGGAGCGCACCGACAAGUUCAUGUACUUCACCAUCGUCACCAAAGACAAGAGAGAGAUUGACUUCCGGUAUCCCGCGGAGCAAGCCGGCUGGCACGCGGAGAUCACGAUGGCCCUGAUCGACUACCAGAACAGGGAAGCCGUCCAGGACUUCAAGUCACGGCAGGACAACGAGAGCGCGUUCCCCGGACAGGAGAAGCGCAUGGCCAGGGCGCCGUGAGCCGCGCCGCGCCGAGGCGCAGGAUCGGAACUGCUCCAAAUAUGAGUCUCCAAGGACCAUUGAGGAAAAAUGGGAAAACGGAUCAACGGAAGCCUUCGUCAUCCGGUCCAGAGAGGAAGGACCGUUCGGGCCCGGGUUCCCUCAGAGACGGGACAGCUGGUCCAAAUGGACUCAUGAACUUUUAGAAGCUCAAAGAGGACUGAAUUCUCUGAACCGUUUCAUGUUUACUCUUCACAGAGAAGUGGCGCCUGAAAUCAUGUUAAUUUAUUUUUUUGUGUGUUUCCAGGAUCUGUGGUGUUACUGGUAAACUGCUUGUGUUUAAAUUAUUUUUUUCUGCCUAAAUGUGGUUUAUUUAAAUAAAUAUCUAUUUGCUUUUACCAUCA